Molecule: messenger RNA, 4424 nt
Organism: Epinephelus moara (kelp grouper)
Lineage: Eukaryota; Metazoa; Chordata; Actinopteri; Perciformes; Serranidae
Product: cell surface glycoprotein 1-like
Exons: 12
Coding region: 1-3591 (1196 amino acids)
Source: RefSeq, a predicted model, not a curated record
AUGACCACUCUGCUGUUGGGGAAGGUGGUGGAAGCUUUCUCUAUCACUCUUCUGAGUGACUCUGACACUCUCCUGCUGGCUCCUCAGGUCGUUGGAGCCAGUGUGACGUGGCAGCCGUAUCAGUACUACGCCGACGACUGUCUCGAGACCUUCGGCAUGUCUCCUAAACGAGUCUCUGACUUGGCACCGAGUAACCUGACCCGGGUCAUCUGUACGGAGCAGUACUCCGGCUGGGUCGGUGCCAAGGAGGAGAAGGUCGUGAUGUUCGAGGUACGCGCUCGGUUCGGGGUGUUCGCUGGUCCGAAGCUGAUCAACAUGGACGCCCUCUACACCCGGAUGGAGACCAUGAAGGGUCUGAGAGACUUCUUCACCUUCACCAACCUCCGUCUGCGACUGCUCCGCCCAGCGCUGGGCGGGACUUAUGUCCAGAGAGAUAACUUACUGAAGUACUUCUACGCCAUCUCCAACAUCGACAUACCUGCCAGAUGUAGGUGUAACCUCCACGCGUCUCAGUGUGUGUUACGUGACGCAACACUGCAGUGUGACUGCGACCACAACACGAGUGGACAGGAUUGUGAGCGCUGCCGUCAGGGCUUCAGGUCACGCACCUGGAGACCGGCGUCGUACCUGCCACUGCCCAAAGGCACCGCCAACACCUGUGAAGCAACAGAAACAUCAACCACGGCUGGUGACUCUAACUCAGCAGCAUCUGAUAGACCCUCUGCCUCAUCAGAUGGAGUGACUGACACUACGACCACUGAUAGAACCCUAACUAUUGACACAACUAUAACCAACACUAGUACCACUGAUGGCACUAACCCUACUGACAGUUUGACUGCUGCUGAUACUGUAACUGAUUACACCCCCUCUACUGACAGUACUGUUACUACUUCCACUACUGACCUCACUCCGCCUACAUCCAGUUCUACGACUGUCUUUAUGUACGAGUUGACUCCGGACACAUCAAGCCCUCCGACUGUCACAGAUACACCCAGUACUUCUACUACUACUACUGACACAUGGAGUACUACUACUCCCAGUGUCAGUACCAUCAUGACGGAUACUAGUUCUACAACUUACCCCCUCACUACAAGUGAUCCUGGUGACUUUCCAGGCAUAGACUCUACCACAGUGGUUGACGCUGGUACUACAGUUUUAAGUACCAUCAGUAGUUCUGUUAGUACUGCAGGUUCUGAUACUUUCCCAGACUUUAGCAGUUCAACAGAACCUGCAGUGGAUGGAGCUCCACCCAGCAGUCCAGCUCUGGAUUCUGGAGACGAACCAGCUCCCACAGUACCCGACACCACCACUCCCAGUACUACUGUUAGCACCACCAGUCCCACCAGUUACUCCACCACCAACAGCCCCACUGACCCCGGUCGCAGUACUGAUUCUGAGGUGUCUAUUUCCGACCCAGUGACUUUGCCCUUUGACUCCACCUCUUCACCAAACAUCACAGACUUCACCCUCUCUGGGACUGGUACUACCAGCCUGAUCACCAGUACUACCCUACCCGCUGAUGGGACUACAAAGUCAACCGGAGCACCAACAACAACCAUCCAAGAAAUAACCCCAGCCAGUGAUGGGGCUUCACCUGGGGAAACUCCACCCAGUCAGGCUGGAGAUGUUCCAUCAGCAGCAGGAACUGACACAACUUCUCCUAAUGUUCCUCCAGACACUUCAAUCAAUGUACCACCUCCCGAUGGAGCCUUUCCAGAUGUACCUCUUCCUGAUGCACCUCCAGUGCCACCUCCUGGUGUACUGCCACCUGAUGAAGCUCCUGAUGUACCUCCUUCAGAGGCACCCUCCUCUAGGACUCCAGACAUUCUGAUAGAUACGCCUCCUCCUGAUGUACCUUCCCUUGAUGUACCUCCUCCUGAUGUACCUCCUCUUGACAUAUCUUCUCCUGAUGUACCUCCUCCUGAAGUACCUCCACGUGAUGUACCUCCUCCAGAGGAACCUCCACCUGAUGUACCUCCUCCAGAGGAACCUCCUCCUGAUGUAUCUCCUGAUGUACCUUCCCCUGAUGUACCUCCUCCAGACGUAUCUCCGCCUGAUGUACCUCCUCGAGAAGUACCCCCUCCUGAUGUAUCACCACCUGAAGUACCUUCCCCAGAGGUUUUGCCUCCUGUAGUACCUGCUCCAGAGGCAUUGCCUCCUGAUGUACCUCCUCCUGAAGCACCUCUUCCUGAAGUACCUUCCCCAAAGGUUUUGCCUCUUGAUGUACCUCCUCCUGAAGUGCCCGCUCCAGAGGUAUCUUCUCCUGAUGUACCUCCUCCUGAUGCUCCUGAAGAGUCCUUGUUGCCUUCUUCUGAAGGAGGAAGUGAUGCUGCUCCAGACAAAAUCGUCACCACCUCAGAUCGAUCUGACCCUAGUGGUGAUUUGGCCCCUGUCGACUUCACCUUCCCUUUUCCAGAUGAUCCAGAUUCAGCUGACCCUGGACCAGUUUCUGAACCAGAUUCUGGACCAGUGCCUGUUGGUGAUCCUGGGAAAACUCCAGAUGAUUCCCGUGGAUUGGAGGAUGUUCCUGGAUCAAAUAAAAUAGAUUCUGGACUGGAUUCUAUCUCAACAGGGUCAGAUACAGACUCAACCGGACCAGAUUUCCUUGGUCCUGGUCCAGAGUCUAGACCAGAGUCUCCUCAGGCAGUAGACAAACCAGGAGUAGAUUCUUCUGCAGGUCAGAUGGAAGUGAAGUCUUCUGGGGAGGAUUCAGCUGCUGGUGGACCAGAAGGAGGGUCAGAGGAAAACAAAGAGUCUAAACCAGAGACGACAGAAGGGCAAAGAGAGGAGAAAGUCACUGAGGCCACAGAGGAAUCAAGAGAGGACACAAGAAAGGAAGCAAAAGAGGAAACUCAAGAGGAAACUAAAAAGGAAGCAAGAGAGGAAAGGAAAGAGGAAACUAAAAAGGAAACAAAAGAGGAAAGUAAAGAGGAAAGGAAAGAAGGAAAGAAGGACAAAGAUGAAAAAGGCUACGAGAAAAAAGCGACCCAGAAGAUUCUGAUCCCAGGAGGACCAAAGUUCAGUCAGCUCUCCAAAAUCGCCUACAUCUCCUUUCAGGACUGCGAGUGUAACGGUCACUCCAACCGCUGCAGCUACAUCGACUUCAUCAAUGUGGUCACAUGUGUGAGCUGCAAACACAACACGCGAGGACAGAACUGUCAGUUUUGUCGCCUCGGUUACUACAGGAACUCCUCGCUGCCACUCGACCAUGAGAACAUCUGUGUGGAGUGCAGCUGUGACACUGAGGGCAGUGCGUCUCCUCACUGCAGUGAUUCUGGUCUCUGUCAGUGUAAAGUCGGAGCCUCAGGGAGGCGCUGUGACUCCUGUCUGCCUGGAUACACCUGGAGAGGGGGCGGAGUCAGCUGCACAGAGAAUGUCUGUGAUGACGAGCGUCUGAUCUGUCAGAAUGGAGGAACCUGCGUCGACUUCCAGCGCUGCGAUUGCCCCGACGCCUUCACAGGUACGUUUUGUGAGAGGAGGGUCUGUCUGAAGAAGGGCGGCUGCCUUGAGAACACCGAGGGCUCCGCCGCCUCUGUGACCUCACACCUUUUCCUGCUCACGCUUGGUCUCAUCUCCUCCACCGUCUGUUGACCCCGCCCACUGGUGACAUCACAGAGGGAGGGAUGUUAAAGAAAAAGACUUCUACUGAAGCUGUUAGAAUAGGAAGUGAUAUCACACUUUUUUCUCUGCAGACAGGAACUGUGAUGGGCUGCAGGAGAAAGUGACAUCAAGAGAAGAAGACAUAUUGAUGAUGUGGACACAUUUCUCAGGACUUCCUGUUUAGAUGUUUAAUGACACCGAUGAUGUCACAAAGCCACCUCCUCUUCGUCAGGUGUAGAUAAUAACAGUCUCUGAUUGGUCGCCGUGCUGCCACAAACACUUCCUGUCAGACACAGCUGAGGGACGGACAAAUAAUAAUCUCCUCUCUGACUGGAUGUACUGACUGCCUCACCUCAGCGCUGUGCUAUGAUUGGUCCUCAGUGGCUGACAGACAGUUGCCGUGGAGACGGACCGACUGUGUUGUAGUUUUGGACUUUGUGUUUUUACAGUUUGUGUUUGUUGUGACACACACACACACACACACACACACACACACACACACACACACACACACACACACACACAGAUGAAGACUCUGUUGAGAUGAAACAGCUCUACCUGCUGAUGAACUGAAGAAACACAGCCAGACAUUUGAUCUUCUUGAUUGUAUUGAUUGAUGACUGGAAACACUCUGUGACUCAGUAGCAGUGAAAACAGGGGGAAGAGUUCCUGACAUCAUCAUCAUCAUCAUCAUCAUCAUCAUCAGACUAACAGUGUGAUGUCAUCAGUUUGUGACAAGUAGAAUAAUCAAUCAAUAUUUACUGACUCAGGUUAUUGAUUAUUGUUUUAUAUGUUUUCAAUGUUGUAAUUAAACAACGUCCCAA